AUGGCUAUGCGAUCUGACAUUGAACACUACGAUGCCCCCGUUUCGGGCGGUGCGUCGAACGAAGGCGAUAAUGCCAUCGAGAAGGGUCAUAUCAUCAGCAACUCGAAUGUCAAACAUCAUGUCCUGGUCGACCUAGUCCACGAGAUUGCCACAAACGAUCCUGAGAGGGUCUUUACCUAUACUCCAUCGUCUUCUAAUCCUCAAGACGGAUGGAAACCAGUAACCCUCCUCCAACUCGCAAACGCCGUCGACUACCUCGCCCACGACAUCUCCAAAACCGUUACCAAAUCCUCAGAUGACGAAGUCCCAACCGUGGCAUAUAUCGGCCCUAACGACUUUCGAUACACGGCUAUUCUGAUAGCUUGUGUCAAAGCUGGUUGUAAGGCCCUCUUUAUCUCUCCGCGAAACACCCCCGCCGUUCAGCUCUCCCUUUUCGAAGCUACGGAUUGUCGAUAUCUUUACACAACCGAGUCGUUCAGAUCGGCCAUGCAGCCUUGUGUCGAUCAACGAACAAUGGAAGUGGCCAUGAUCGAGAGUAUUGAUCAUCUCCUGACAGCAACUCCCACGCCAUUUCCCUACAGCAGAACUAUCGAACAGGCGCGAUGGGACCCCCUUGUUGUUCUUCAUACAAGUGGUUCCACUGGAGUCCCCAAGCCUGUCUUCUUGAAACAAGGUAUCUUGUACGCCUUUGAAGAGUGUCUCAACCUGCCCAAGUUUCAUGGUUCUUCAUAUAUAUUCAAUGAGUGGGCCGAACGGGCGAACAAGAUCUUGAUGGGGAUGCCCAUGUAUCAUGCUGCAGGAACGUAUCUCCCUCUAAGCUUCAUAUACACGGGUCUCUCUGCGGUUAUGCCGUUCCCAAAUCAGCCUUUGAAUGUCGAUACAGCCAUGGAUUACCUGAACCACAGUGGUGCCGAUGGCACGAUGCUGCCCCCUUCUGUUAUCGAUGAAUUAGCAGCUACUGAAGAGGGUACGGAGGCUUUGGUCAAGCUCAAACUCGUUAUUACUGGCGGAGGGAGCCUGUCAACCGAGGCCGGGAACAGGUUAGCAGAGAGGGGUGUCGUCUUGAGGAACGUCAUUUCAUCAACUGAACUGUUUCCUUUGGCUCCUUACAGUCCCCAAGACCCCAAACUGUGGCGAUACUUCAUAUUUGACGCUGAAGCCAUGGACAUUGACUGGCAACGCCAUGCCUCGAAUGAGUAUGAGCUUGUAGUCCGUCGCAAGGCAUCGGAUCCUGGCUCGCAAGGAUGUUUCUACAACUUCCCUGAAUUAUCCGAAUGGCGUACCAACGACAUUUUUGAACCUCACCCAACGCUCAAGGAUCACUGGCUAUACAAAGGUCGGGCCGAUGACAUCAUUGUUUUUUCGAAUGGUGAGAAGCUGAAUCCACUUACGAUUGAAGGAAUCGUCUCGGACCAUCCUCUCGUCAAAUCAGCUCUUGUCGUCGGUCAGGGAAUGUUUCAGGCAGCUCUCAUCAUCGAGCCUAUCGCGGAGGCCCAACCGAAAGACGAGACUGAGACGAAGGCUCUGCUCGACAAGAUCUGGCCGGCAAUUGAGAAGGCUAAUGCUGAAACCGUGGCUCACGGACGAAUCGCCGCGAAUCUUGUCGCUUUUGCUGACCCUGCUUUACCGUUUGCUCGCGCUGACAAGGGCACUGUGCAGCGUGGUAAGACUGUCAACCUGUACGCUGACUUCAUUGCGGCUUUGUAUCAGAAGGCUGAGAUGCUUGGAGAUGGUCCAUCCAUCACCCUUGACUUCAACAACGACGACGCCUUGACGGGAUCUAUCAUCAGUGUCUUUGUCACCAACCUUGGGGUUGAGAAACUCGAACCGGAUACAGACUUCUUUUCUGUCGGUGUUGACUCCUUGCAAGUAAUGACUGCGGCGAAUUUAAUGCGAGGUGCUUUGCAUAGAGCUGGUAUCAACGCCUCGACAAUCGCACCACCUAUCAUCUACCGCAAUCCUACUGCUAAGGGGCUGGCUGAGUACAUCCAGUCCUUGCGAAGUGGUGCUAGUGUAGACGACGAAGAGACGCAUGAGAUCAAUCAGAUCAAGGAGCAGGUCUCAAAGUACACCAAGAACCUCCCACCGCCUAAGAAGGGAAAGCAGGCGCCUCUAGACGACGAUCAAACAGUCGUCGUCACGGGUACAACAGGUUCUCUGGGAGCUUAUAUGCUUGACCAGCUUUGCCGCUUGGAGAAUGUCAAGAAGAUAAUCGCUCUCAACAGAAGUGACGAUGGUGGCGUAUCUCGACAGCCUUCAAUCAACGAAUUCCGUGGCUUGACAACUGAUUUCUCCAAAGUCGAGUUCCUCCACGCCGAUCUGUCGCUCCCUGACCUUGGCGUGGAAAAGUCCAAGUACGAUUCUCUUCUAGCUGAUGUCGAUCGUGUCAUUCACAACGCUUGGCCUGUGAACUUCAAGUUCACCAUGUCUUCCUUUGAGAGCCAUGUUCGAGGCGUUCGACAUCUCGUCGACUUUUCUUUUGCAGCUUCCAAGAACGUACCUAUCAUCUUCAUCUCGAGUAUCGGAACUGUCGACCGAUGGUCCUCACCCGACGCUGUCCCCGAGAAGGCGUUGCAUGACCUGACCUUGCCUAGUAUGGCGUAUGGCCGAUCCAAGCUAGCUGCUAGUCUCAUACUCGACGCAGCUGCGGAGGAGUCUAGAAUUCCGACCGUUUCUGUGAGAGUUGGGCAGAUUGCGGGCUCAAGGGGCGAGAAGGGUCUGUGGAACCGUCAAGAGAUGAUUCCAAGCAUGAUUGCAAGCUCAGUGUAUCUUGGAGUCUUGCCUGACAAUCUCGGCGCACAGCAGGAGAUUGCUUGGACUCCCAUUGAGGAUAUUUCAGGGCUUAUUCUCGACGUUGCAGGUAUCACGGUUCAGAAACCUAUCUCUGAGAUUUCUGGAUACUUCCAUGGUGUCAAUCCUGCCACGACCAGUUGGUCCGACAUCGCUCCGGCAGUAAAGGACUUCUAUGGCGACAGGAUGAAGUUGGGCAGUGUUGGAGAAUGGAUUGAGAGGUUGGAGGCUAGUGCCAAGGAGGAGAAUGUGGACUUUGAUAAGAAUCCAGGUGUCAAGCUUCUGGAUACGUAUCGAGGAUUGUUUGCGGUAGGGGAGGAGGUUCAGCCGGUUAAGUACGGGAUGGAGAAGACCAAGAGUCACAGUCCGACGAUGAGAGAACUUGGGCCGAUUACACCCGAGCUGAUGAAGAACUGGUGUCGCCAGUGGGGGUUUUAG
Fusarium subglutinans is the source of this 3228-nucleotide messenger RNA. RefSeq names its product nonribosomal peptide synthetase. The coding region runs from base 1 to 3228 and encodes 1075 amino acids. NCBI's taxonomy places the organism in Eukaryota, Fungi, Ascomycota, Sordariomycetes, Hypocreales, Nectriaceae. The transcript has 3 exons. The record is from RefSeq and is a predicted model, not a curated record.